Molecule: messenger RNA, 4610 nt
Organism: Miniopterus natalensis
Lineage: Eukaryota; Metazoa; Chordata; Mammalia; Chiroptera; Miniopteridae
Gene: MON1B
Product: MON1 vesicular trafficking associated B
Biological process (GO): protein targeting to vacuole; vesicle-mediated transport
Cellular component (GO): Mon1-Ccz1 complex
Source: RefSeq, a predicted model, not a curated record
GAGUGGUGCGCUCCAUCUCAACGGGAUGUGCAGAUGGAGGCCGGAGGAGACGCUGCUGCCCCAGCCCCCGGGGACGCAGAGGACUUGGAGGCCACGCGGCUCCCCAGGGAGGAGGCUGGAGACGGCGGAGGGGUUCCCGGGGACCCCGCGGGUUCCGGAGACGAGGGCCUGGAGGAAACAGGAUCCGACACCAAGGACCAGCCACCCAGCCUGCUGCUGUCACCACUGCCCCAGUCAGAGUCCCCUUCAUGUACCUGUAGACUCUGGGAUCCUGCAGCUUCUGAGAAUAAUCCCAUGGGUGACCCUGAGAGUGGCUCUGGGGUUCAGGGCGGAGACCCCAGUGACGAGGACUGGCGCAGCAAGCGGAAGCAUGUGUUUGUGCUGAGCGAGGCAGGCAAGCCCAUCUACUCGAGGUAUGGUAGUGUGGAGGCACUGUCCACUACCAUGGGUGUGAUGACAGCUCUCGUGUCCUUCGUGCAGAGUGCAGGAGAUGCCAUCCGCGCCAUCUAUGCUGAGGACCACAAGCUGGUGUUCCUACAGCAGGGCCCACUGCUGCUGGUGGCUGUGUCAAGGACUCCUCAGUCAGCAGCCCAGUUGCGGGGGGAGCUGCUAGCUGUGCACGCACAGAUCGUGAGCACAUUGACACGCGCAAGCGUGGCCCGCAUCUUUGCCCGAAAGCAGAACUACGACCUCCGCCGCCUGCUGGCUGGCUCAGAGCGCACACUAGACCGGCUUCUAGACAGUGUGGAGCGGGACCCAGGUGCCCUGCUCCUGGGUGCCGUGCGCUGUGUGCCCCUCGCUCGCCCGCUGCGGGAAGCGCUGGGUGCACUGCUCCGACGUUGCACAGCACCUGGCCUGGCACUCUCUGUGCUGGCGGUGAGUGGUCAACUGGUGACAGCAGCCCAGGAGCGGAAUGUGCUGGCUGAGUGCCGGCUGGACCCAGCCGACCUGCAAUUGUUGCUCAACUGGGUCAGUGCACCGGCCUUUGCAGCGGGGGAGGCAUGGGCACCUGUGUGCCUGCCCCGCUUCAACCCAGAUGGUUUCUUCUAUGCCUAUGUGGCCCGCCUGGACGCCAUGCCUGUCUGUCUGCUGCUGCUUGGCACCGACCCCGAGGCCUUCCAUGACAUGGCCAACUGCCGGCGCCUGGUGGAAGACGGCAUGCUCACCCUUGGUGCCAUGCGUACCCUUGGGGAGGCUGCCAACUUCUCUAAUGCCCCAUCAGCCAGUGCCCCUUCCUACAGUGUGCAGGCUGUGGGGGCACCUCGCCUCCGGCACUUCCUCUAUAAGCCACUGGACAUCCCCGACCAUCACCGCCAGCUACCCCAGUUUACCAGCCCAGAGCUAGAGGCCCCGUACAGCAGAGAGGAGGAACGGCAGCGCCUAUCGGACCUAUACCACCGCCUGCAUGCGCGCCUCCAUAGUACUUCCCGGCCUCUGCGCCUCAUUUACCACGUGGCUGAGAAGGAGACACUGCUGGCCUGGGUGACUUCCAAAUUUGAGCUCUAUACCUGUCUCAGCCCCCUGGUGACCAAGACAGGUGCCAUCUUGGUAGUGACCAAACUCCUGCGCUGGGUGAAGAAAGAGGAGGAUCGGCUCUUCAUUCGUUACCCACCCAAGUACUCCACACCCCCAGCAGCUUCAUCUGCCUCUGCAGACCAAGCUUCCCAUAACGGCUUGUUCACUGGACCUUGAGGGGCAGAACUCCCAAAUUGGGCAGUGCUGGGAACGACCACCUUUGGCUUUUACCUUCUGUCUCCACCCUGGAAGUGAGACAGGUGGGAAGGGUGGGGUGGUUAAAUGGUGGUGUCUGUGGCUGAUCUCUCUCUCCCUGGGCUGUGGGGCAAGAACUGAGGGCUUGCCCACAACAGAGAUGGGUAGCAGCAUAACUGCACAAAGAAAAAAACUAAAGAAAAGGCCUAAACCAAUCCCCACGAGGACAUUCCUUUGCCCUCAUGUACUUCAUCUUUACCCUGUCAAAAAUGACCCCAUCGAUGUUGAUUGCUGCUAAUGUUAGUGAGAAAGGUGGCCUCCAGUCUAGCUGUGUGUGACCAGGAGCAAAGCCCCUGACUUCACACAGCAGCUGAGGUCCAUGGUUUUUACAUAGGAGUUACUCUCACCUAGUUUCUAAGGCUCAUUCUGCUCAUUUGUGAAAUGGAGAUAACUCACCUCUCCCUGGCUGUUAAGAGAGGAUUUGUGAAUGAAAAGGGACUCAGAAACUCUUGUGUACCAUCGCAUAGCACAUGCACGUUUGUCCCAGACUUGACUUUGUGUGGACUCCUAAAAUCUUAAUUGAGAAUGGCCACUGCCACAGACAGCUUUUCUCCUGCCCUACGCGAGCAACCCGGGGAGAGCGCCCUCCGUGGAGUCCCCCACCCGCCCGGACCCCAGUUCUGCCCGUUUUCUCUGAACUGGAGCUGCAGGUUCGCGCCCCUGCGUCACCUCGGGUCACUACACGCAUGCGCGCCGAGAGCCUGUCUGCCCUCGCGUGGUUUUGGUUUUUCCCCACCCAAGUGUCGAAGGCGCAUGCGCCACGUUCCCGCGUUGGGAAAUGGCGGAGAUGCCGGAGCCUGUGAGCGCGGAGCGGCUGGCGGGCCCCCGGGAGGCUGAGCAGGGUGAAGGUGCCGAGGGUGAGCUGAUCCCCCCCCGGCCGGGGCACAAGGGGGAACCUCCGUCCCAUUCCAGUAAAUACUGAUUGCAGUACUCGAGGGGGGAAAAAAAGUAAAAAUUUUAGUCUUUUAUAAAGUCCUGUUCAAUAGUGAGGUUAAUAACAUGCAUAUUCUCACCUAGAUUAACUCCUGUCAGCUUCAUUGGACAAAUUGCUUAGUAUUUUCAGGUAAACAGUACUUCAGUAUGCAUCUCUUCAGGCCGCAGAUGCAGGUGGGCAUUCUCACAGAAACCACGCCGCCGCCUCGCACAAAUUGGGUGAUUCCCGGUAUACUUGAUACUGACGCUCGCCGUUCACGCCGCGCGGACUCGGACCGCGGUUGAGAAGGGCCGGCCGCGGACGGCGUCCCUGCGGGUUUCGGUGAUGACGCCCCACGCUAGUGAGGGAAGAAGUGCCUGCAGGCGGUGGGAACCGCGGUCUAGACGGGAAACCUCCCCGGCGCGCUCCGUGCCGCUAGCGUGUUUUUAACCGUAAGGAUUUUCACAGUGUAUGGAAGCACAGAGAAGGAAUGCCCGUGUGCUCCUCACCGUUUCAACAGUUGUCCACUUUAUGCCCUCCUUUCACCUAUAACCCCCUUUCUGCAGCCUUUAAGCGGCUGUAUUAAUAAACAUGAUUGCAUUCUCUCCGGGCCCGUCCAUGCAGACAACAAUAAUAGAGAUUAUUUGUUUAUUGUCCUAGGAUAUGAGCUUCCUGGGGGCCAUUUAUUGCUGUUUCCCCAACGCCCAGACAGUGCCUGCUUGGCAUGUAGUAGGUGCUCAAUAAUUUUCUUCGUUUAUUGUGUGAGUAAUGAAGCACCUAAUGUGGAGAGCUCUCAGAUGAGGGCCACACUCUGAAUGCCAACGUUCAACAGGACGGACAGAAAUGAGACAGGUGCCAGUAGAUCUCAUUUAUUAAGCACGAUAGCUGCCACUGAUACUUUUAGUGUCAAUCUUUCAGAUUUGUCACAAGUGAAGUUACUGACUUCAUCAGCAAGGGAGUAAAUUUAAAAGCAUAUCAAAUUACCAUUUCUAGCCAUUAAAACUGGCUUUAUAAAGGGAGGGAUAAUAUCUAAUAUUGAUUACUCUGGGGGGAAAGGCGAUCUCUUAUCUCACUGGGAGAGCUGACCAGUAAAGGCUUUGCUAGAGGCAGUUUGGCAGAACAUUUUUAGAAUCUAAAUUGCUGUUUCAUACCUUCAGUUGCCAUGCUUAGUAAUCGGGAGAAUACAGAGAUGUAUGGACCUGAAAAAGGCAUUAGAAUGUUGAUGGAAGCAAAACACAAGGAGCAAUCAUAGAAAUGGCUAAACUUAGGCAUAUUCAUGCAUAUUGUGGGAUGCCUGUGUGGUGGAUAUUUUUUAUUAAGCAGCAGGAGCAAAAAUUAAAUUUCAACUUAAAAGAAUUAAAAAUUAAUUUUAAAAGGAUAAGAUCAUGAUUUAUUGACACAGAAUGAACUCCAGAAAGGUAUUUUUAUGAGAAAAAAGCAAGUUUGCAUAUUCAAAAUAAAGUAGGGGGAAUGUCACCUAUAACCCUUUAUGGGUUGCACAGAAAAAUAUAUGAAAACAAAAGGCCUGAUGAUUUAAUAAGGGACCUGAAUCUUGGAGUGUGCAAAAGUGGAGGCAUUUUUGUAAUUUUUUUGUUUUAUUUUUCAGGAAAAUGUAAGUAGUACUAUGUAAUUUUAAAACAUGAGGAAGGGAUAUUUGAAUGGCAUCCGGGGAUCAUAUAUUAAUAUUGAUUAAUAUUAAUAUCUUGGUUUUGAUGGUUAUACUGUGGUUACCUGGUAGAUUCCCCUUAUAUAGAGGAAACAUACACUGGAACAUUAAGGAAUUAUGGGCCAUGAUGCCUGCAAUUUAUGGUACAGAAACACUCACAAAUGGGAAUCCUGAUACAAGGGCAAGUAGGAGCAUUGUGGUCUAUUUCUACAACUUUUAUGUACAUCUGAAAUUAUUUCAAAAUAAAAUGUUUAAAAGGUG